AUGUGGGUAUUGGAGAGCAAUUCAGAUGAAUUGAAUGGUGUUCGUCGAUAUUUAAGACCAGGGAAGGAGUAUCUUGUUGGGCGUGCAAAAUAUAUUACGGAUAUUACGAUUGAAUCGAAAACAGUGAGUAAAAUACAUGCCAAAUUUGUUGUAGGAAAUGUGGAAAAAGGAUCAUCUUUGCUUUUGGAUGAAAAAAUACCAAUAUAUGUUGUUGAUCUUGGUUCUAAGUUUGGAACAACCAUAGAUAAUGUACAAUUGAUGAAUGCAUCUAAGAAAUGUGACCAAGGUUCCCAAGAGAUUAUAUUUGCAAAAUGCCAAGGAAAAUUCAGAUUAUUCUGGAAUCCUGUUGUUUUUACUUUGUCUGGAAUAAAAUUAAAAGAUAUUCAGCCACUGGUAGAAGUUUAUGGCAUUAAAAUUUCAAAAAAGUAUUCUGAAAAAACAACACAUGUUAUUUCCAAGCAGAGAAAUACUGCUAAAAAUCUUCAAGCUUUAAUUUAUGGUGUAUUUGUAGUAACUACUUCUUAUGUAAACGAACUUAUAGAAACAAUAAGCCUUAUAGAACUCGAUUUUGAUCAUGGAUUCCCUAAUCCUCAAAAACAUAUUCCCCCAGAUAAUAUAUAUUCAACUAUUGAUGCAUGUUCAGAGGACUUUAUGCCUAAUAAUAAGCGGAAGUAUUUAUUUCAGGGAUUAACUUUUAUUUUUUUUGAUGAGAAACAAUAUUUUAAUUUAUCUCCUCCAGUAAAUUCUGCUAGUGGAAAAGCUGUUUUUUGUAAAAAUACGUCUAAUGUUGAACAAAUCAUUCUAUUUAUGCAAAAUCAUUCUAAUGCAAUUGCUGUAUUACCACUUAAAGAUUCCUAUUAUAUUAAUAUAGCAUCUAAAAGAACUAAAAUAAAUUUAAUAAAUCAAGAUGAUUUCUUGGAGCCUAUAUUAAAGUUGGAUCUUUCUUUAUUCAAGAAAAAUUCUUAUGAAGACUAUGAUUCAAUUUAUAUGAAUAAUUUUACAUGUGAAAAAAGUAGUGUUUCAGAAUGUCAUAAACAAUUAUUAAAUAAUAAAAAAUACAAUUGUGAAUCUUCUCCUAGAUUUGGAUUAGAACUAAAUAACGAAAAUAUCUGUCAAGUUUCUAAGAAAUGCGAUUUAAAUAAUGUUUUAAGUGAUAAUGUUGAUAAUAAUUGUGAUAUUAAAUCAUUGGAAAUUAUAAAUGAUGUUGAUAAAAACACUGUUUUACAAAAAUUUUCAAAUUUUAAUAGGUUUAUAACAGAUGACAAAAUGAUUCAUCAAGUGUCUGAUAAUAAGUCAUGUUUUAUUUCUACUAAUACUGAUAUAAAAACGAACCACGCGCUUAAUAAUCAUACAGAUUUUGUUCAAAAUACUCUAUUUUCACCAAAUAAAUUGAAUACUAUGCAUCAUAUAAAUGGAAUGGGUUUUCAAAAUGCAGAAGAUUUUUCAGAAAAAUUGUCUUUAAAUGAAAAAGUUUUAAAUAGGAAUAUGCACGAAACUAAAUCCUAUAAUCAUUUGAAUUUAAAUUCAUUUUUUGCAUCUGAUAUUAAAAAUUCUCAAGUUUUUUUAACUCCUGUUUCGCAAAAAAAUGAGAUAAUAUUGUCUCAAUAUAAAGAAAAUGAAUUAAUAGAUGAUCAUUGUCUUUCUAAUCUUUAUGAAAAAGGAGAAAAUUCAAAAGCUGUUGAAUAUUCUAAAUUAGAAUUGAAUUUACAAAAACCUUCUAUAGAUAUUUCUUCUCGUUGGGAUCCUAAAUGGAAUGGAAGAAAAAAUUUUAAAAAAUUUAGAAGAGCUCAAAGAACACAACCAACAUACACUCAGCAUGUUCGUCUUAUAGAGUAUAAGCCUGAAAGUAUGCGGUUUAUUUCAGAACCUAAUAAACAAAAGAAUAAUAAACAAAUAUUUAAAACAAAUAUUAAUAAUAAUGGUUUGAGUAUUUCAGAAAAUGAUUUAAAUAGAGAUAAAAUUAAAGUAUUUUCAAAAAAUAUUGAAAAUUAUUUCGAUAUCAGUCAAGAUAACAGUGAUGAUGAUCCCUUAAAAUUUAGAUUAUAA
Pneumocystis jirovecii RU7 is the source of this 2046-nucleotide messenger RNA. RefSeq lists its product as uncharacterized. The transcript has 16 exons. The coding region runs from base 1 to 2046 and encodes 681 amino acids. The record is from RefSeq and is a predicted model, not a curated record. Gene Ontology annotation, biological process: double-strand break repair via homologous recombination; mitotic G2 DNA damage checkpoint signaling. Gene Ontology annotation, cellular component: Mre11 complex. Lineage: Eukaryota; Fungi; Ascomycota; Pneumocystomycetes; Pneumocystales; Pneumocystaceae. Gene Ontology annotation, molecular function: protein binding; damaged DNA binding.